Paramuricea clavata is the source of this 945-nucleotide messenger RNA. The record is from the annotation of a GenBank genome assembly. NCBI's taxonomy places the organism in Eukaryota, Metazoa, Cnidaria, Anthozoa, Malacalcyonacea, Plexauridae.
AUGCGAUUUGUCGGCUACAGCCUUACACAGAAAGGAUACAGGCUAUAUGAUGAGAAUCGACAAAGAAUCUUCAUUCGCAGAUAUAUAACCUUUAAUGAAACAUACUUCGGGUCUACAAAAGUUCAAAUGAAGUGCGACGAAGACAGUACUGAAUGCGCUGAAGAAGAAAUGGAAUUAAAGGGCAAAGAUGUGAUAACCGUGGAUGAACAGCAAGAUCUCCCAGUGGAUCCUCGACGCUGAGGGCGAGAGAGAAAUCCACCAAUUUACUAAUAAGACGAGUAUGCUACAAUCACUACAGCGAAAUAUGCAGUACUUUAUGUAGCUGAAAUCGAAGAGCCAGAAACGUUAAAGGACGCUCUUGACAGUGAACAUGCAACACAGUGGAAAGCAGCUGCAGAUGCUGAAUACCAGUCUUUGUUAGAGAAUGAGACUUGGGAGUUAGUUGAACUGCCAGCUGGACGUAAGUCUAUCAGUUUCAAGUGGGUUUUCAAAGUCAAGUACGAUGAGACAAAAAAGGUAGAAAGAUUUAAAGGUCGUCUGGUGGCUAAAGGUUUCCUGCAAAAAUAUGGAAUUGACUAUGAUGAAACAUUCUCUCAGGUGGUUCGUUUUUCGUCAAUCCGUGCUCUUCUGGCUUUUGGUGUUUCUCGACGAAUGUUGAUCCAUCAAAUGGAUGUAGUAACAGCAUUCCUAAACGGUACUUUGGACGAGGAAAUAUAUAUGCAACAGCCCGAAGGCUAUGUCGAACCAGGAAAAGAAGGGCUAGUGUGUCGCCUCAAGAAAUCGCUUUAUGGCCUAAAGCAAAGCCCACGCUGUUGGAAUAACGUCUUCAAAGAAUUUAUGUUAUCACUGGGAUUUGUUCAGAGUGUUGCAAAUCCAUGUAUAUUCAUUCGUGUCCUCAAGGAUAAGUUGACGAUUAUAUUGUUACUGUUCAUGUUGAUGACCUGA